AUGUCGAAGUUUUCCAUUAAGCGGUUUGCUGACAUCUUUGUGCUUUUUUCGCUGGUGGUGGCCGGAAUUGCUUAUGUUUCUUGUGCGCACGGAAGCAAUUUCGCGAUCGACGAAAUUGAUGGUAUGCUGGAAUCGUCCGAGUUGAUCAGUAAAUAUGGCUAUCCGUUAGAGAAUCACGAAGUAACUACUAGUGAUGGCUACAUUCUAUCACUGAUAAGAAUUCCCCCUCAGCAUAAAUCGAAAAAUAGCUCCGCUCCGAUGUUGCUAGUCCAUGGGCUGUACGCCAGCUCCGCAGAUUUUUUGCUUAUCGGUCCCAACAAUAGUAUCGCAUAUCUUCUGGCAGACUAUGGAUAUGACGUGUGGAUGUUAGACGUACGAGGAAACCGGUAUUCACGUCGUCAUCAACAUCUCGAUUCCCGGUCAAAAAAGUAUUGGGACUUCAGCUGGCACGAGAUAGGCUACUACGAUUUGCCGGCUACGAUCGAUCGCAUCCUGGAGCUGACUCGUUCCAAACGACUGUACUACAUCGGCAUCUCCCAGGGAGCGACCGCGUUCUUUGUAAUGGUCACCACUCGGCCGGAGUACAACGGAAAAGUGGCUCGCAUGUAUGCUCUCUCACCAGCUCUUUACUUGCAACACGUCCGGAGUCCAAUCCUUCGUUGGGUUGGCGAAAAUUUAAGUGAUCUGAAAGCAUUGCUAGACACGGUUGGAAUAUGGCAGCUAUUUCCUUACAACUCAGCGCAGUACCAGAUUCAAAAGAUUUUCUGUCCUAGCCAUAAGACACGAACCAUUUGCGUUCGAUUGAUAGAACUUCUAUAUGGCCCCAGCUCAGACGGAACGGAUCAACUAGCACAGUAUAUUCUCUUUGGUCAUAAUCCUUCUGGAAUUUCCACGAAACAAAUGCUACAUUUUUCACAGCUCAAUCGUGCAGGGAGAUUCCAACAGUUCGACUACGGCCAUGUCAACGAUAACCUCAUACACUACGGCAGCGAAACUCCUCCUGCAUACAACCUUUCGCUGGCCACUGUUCCGGUCGUGAUAUAUUACGGACUAAACGACUGGAUGAUCCACCCCAGAGAUGUGAUUCGGUUGAAGAAUGAACUGGCCAAUCUGGUCUCGAUUAACGCUGUUGAAGAUCCCAAUUUCAACCAUCUUGAUUUUGUUCUGGCCAAGCAGGUUCGGUCGCUGGUAUAUGAGAAGAUACUGAGAGAUUUAGAGCAACUAGAAGCUCAGAACAUACAGAGCAAAAUGAAAUAA
Molecule: messenger RNA, 1257 nt
Organism: Anopheles coustani
Lineage: Eukaryota; Metazoa; Arthropoda; Insecta; Diptera; Culicidae
Product: lipase 1-like
Exons: 3
Coding region: 1-1257 (418 amino acids)
Biological process (GO): lipid metabolic process
Molecular function (GO): hydrolase activity, acting on ester bonds
Source: RefSeq, a predicted model, not a curated record